Arachis stenosperma is the source of this 2868-nucleotide messenger RNA. RefSeq names its product P-loop NTPase domain-containing protein LPA1 homolog 1-like. The record is from RefSeq and is a predicted model, not a curated record. NCBI's taxonomy places the organism in Eukaryota, Viridiplantae, Streptophyta, Magnoliopsida, Fabales, Fabaceae. The coding region runs from base 306 to 2546 and encodes 746 amino acids. The transcript is spliced from 8 exons.
AAAGCGGUGCAAAAAUGAAACGAACCAAAAACAAUCAAAGAGAGAAGAGAAAGAAUGAAGGAAGGAAGGUUGAUGGAUUAAGAUAGAACGAAGAAGAAGAAGAAGAAGAAGCGAUUUACGGUUUCAAAACCUAAAACCACGACAACAACAAUGGCGUGUAAUUCCAUCAGAAACAAUUUAAUUAAAUUCAAAUUGAUCAAUCCAUUAUUAUUAUUCUCCUGAUUCAUUGUGCUUUGUUCCGUGAUCAUCCUGUUUCGUUCCGAGUCGCAUUGUUGCGGUUAAGGUUAGGUGCAGGAUAAGGAACGAUGUGCGAAACUCCGAAGAUAUUGUACAUAGUGGUGGUGGACGAGAAGGAGAAGGAUUCGUUUCGAUACACGCGCUCUGUUCUUCAGAGCACUCUUCAACUUAUGGGAUGCAAAGCUCGCCAUGCCUUCAAGAUCAGCAAAAGAGUAUUUGAAGUCACAAAGGGGGAGAGUACCACUGGUACCCCACAGCCUGAAGCUGUAACGCUAUCAGGUUCAUACACACCAAGUGAAAAUUUUGUGAAUAAAGAUGGUAAGAAUGCUGGCUUUUGCUUGGCUAAAACAGACUUAGGAGACCGGUUAUGUCGUCUGGCGAAAGAAAAAAAUAACAGUGUACCAUUUGAGUCGUACAAAAGGCGCACAACAGCAUUUGUUCAGAGAGAAACAUUUUUAGAUAUGGUUUGUGAUGCUAUGUCUGAGUACAAGUAUCUCGGUCCCAAUCAGAGAGCAGAUUUGGUGCUAGCCUGCAGGAUGCGAGAAAGGAAGGAGUCUGUGACAGUGCUGUUGUGUGGCACUAGUGGCUGUGGCAAAUCCACAUUGUCUUCACUGCUGGGUGGCAGAUUGGGCCUCACCACAGUGGUAUCAACCGAUUCUAUCAGGCACAUGAUGAGGAGUUUUGCUGAUGAGAAGGAGAACCCCUUGUUAUGGGCUUCUACUUACCAUGCCGGCGAGUGUUUGGAUCCAGUUUCUGUUGCAGAAGCCAAGGCCAAAAAGAAAGCAAAAAAGCUAGCAGGCGUGGCACGUUCUCUUCCCAAGGAUGUAGCAAACGAGGGUGGUCAUAGGAAAUCCGAUUCAGGGAUAUUGGAGAUAGGCCCUAACAUUACUGAACUGCCAAAUCCAAAGCAAAUGGCUGUUGAAGGAUUUAAGGCACAGAGCGAGAUGGUGAUUGACAGUCUUGAUAGGCUAAUCACUGCCUGGGAAGAACGGAAAGAGUCUGUUGUUGUAGAGGGUGUUCAUUUGAGCCUAAACUUUGUUAUGGGGCUUAUGAAGAAACAUCCUUCAAUCAUACCGUUCAUGAUAUACAUUUCAAACGAGGAAAAGCACCUGGAAAGAUUUGCUGUACGUGCGAAGUAUAUGACACUUGACCCAGCUAAAAACAAGUAUGUAAAGUAUAUUCGAAAUAUUAGGACAAUUCAGGAUUAUCUCUGUAAGCGUGCCGAGAAGCAUUUAGUUCCCAAAAUAAACAAUACAAAUGUUGACAAGAGUGUAGCAGCCAUCCAUGCAACUGUCUUCAGCUGUCUUCGGAGGCGUGGAGCAGGGGAUCAACUGUAUGAUCCCAUUAGAAAUACUGUAACGGUUGUUGAUGAGGAGUACAGACAUCAAUGUGCAGCAAAUACUUUAAGCUCGAAAGGAAUGUUCCGGUUGAUCCAGAGGAAAGGUUCUUCAAGGAGUCUGAUGGCACUUGUUAAUACCGAUGGAUCUGUUGCGAAAGCUUGGCCUGUUAAUCGCGUUGACUCUAAUGGGAAGCCUAUUUGGGGCCUUGGACCAGAUAAUGGAAUUGGAAGUCCAAUGUAUGGUCCCUUGCGGAUUGGUAAGGCAGAACCGAUAAAUCUUCAGUUUGGUUUUUAUGGGAUCAGUGCUUGGCCCAGUGAUGGUGGUACUAGUCGAGCUGGAAGUGUUGAUGAGUCGAGGGCUGAUGAUUCUGGUAGUAGAUAUGAUUCUGGUAGUAGAUAUUUAUCCUCUUGCUGUAGCUCACCGACCUCGGAAGGUCCUGCAAAAGAGCUCAAGGAAGAUUUCUCGGUGCAUGGUAGUGAUGAAGAGUUAGACGACGAUGAUCAGCUAGAGGUAGGUAGUGAUGAUGAUUUAAGUGAUGAUGGUCACAAAGACGUCCAUGACGAGGAAGGGUCAGUUGAUGAGGAAUCUACAAAGUCAGAUGAGGAGUACGAUGAUCUUGCAAUGCAAGAUCAAGAUUAUGGGUAUGUGUGGCAGGAUGACGAGGAGGAGUUGAAGGAUAAGCUUGCCGCGGUUGCAGCGGAGUUAGAAACAAAAAUGCAACCAAAUAAUCAUAAUCGGAACAUGGAUGUAUUCCAUAGAACUAGAAGUGAGCCAAUCCCUGUGCCAGGUCCAGGUCCAGGUCCAGACCAUCGUUCUUACUCUUCCUUUCUCGUGGAAAAGAAGAGUGAAAGGAAAAUAACGCCGAGGGGCAAAGCCAAAAUGAGAAAACGCUCUCUUAGUAUCCCUGCAUUUGGCAAGCAUAGUUCAGCAAUCAAUGAUCCCAUCCUUUCUGGUGCUCCCCAAAGGUAGUAAUACCAUCCGUUUCUCUUUUUUGUAUUUUAUUCAUGUCUUAAAUGUACCUUAAUUUGUAACUAUGCCCCCCCCCCCCCCCCCCAACCACCAAAAAAAAUUGUACAGCUUCCAAAACUUCCAUCCUUUACUAGUUGUUUCAUAACUUCCAUCAGAUUUUGAGGGAUUAUAUACAAUAUAGUUGAAAAAUAAGCAAACAUGCCAGAAUGGCUGGUUCCUUUUAUUUAUUCUUUUUCCUUUCUAACCUUUAAUUGGCCAACUAUGUAAAUGUAUGCAUCGUAUAGAAUUUGCAAAUAAAAAAAUGUCUGCUAUCAUAACGUUA